UUUCCAGCCUCAUGGAUCCCAAAAUUCCCGGAUUUUUCAUUCCGUGGUAUCCCGACAGGACGAGCUCGCACAUGAUCUCCGCGGACGAUGCCGAGUACCCGCGGGAGUACCGCACCCUGGGCAACGGCACCCGGCGCUUCUCCAACGUGGGGCUGGUGCACACCUCGGAGCGCCGGCACACCGUGAUCGCCGCCCAGAGCCUGGAGGCGCUCACCGGCCUCCAGAAGACGGAGAUGGAGCGCAAGAGGGACGCCUUCAUGGACCACCUGAAGAGCAAGUACCCGCAGCACGCCCUGGCGCUGCGCGGGCAGCAGGAGCGCCUGCGGGACCAGCAACCCAACUACUGGAGCUUUAAGACCAGAAGCUCCCGGCACUCCCAGGGCUCCCAGCCUGGCCUGGCCGACCAAGCCAAGCUCUCCUUCGCCUCGGCCGAAUCCCUGGAGACCAUGUCGGAGGCGGAGCUGCCGCUGGCCUUCAACAGGAUGAACCGGUUCCGGCAGAGCCUGCCCCUGUCCCGCUCGGCCAGCCAGACCAAGCUUCGAUCCCCAGGUACCUCCAGAGGUCCCAAAAUCUCACAGUGGAUGGUGGGGUUGGUCUCCAUCCACCCAAAAUUCCAGACCAAGCUGCAAUCCCUAGGAACCCUCAAAGAUCACAAAAUCUCCAUGGUGGAUGGUGAGGUUGGUCUCCAUCCACCCAAAAUUCCAGACCAAGCUUCGAUCCCCAGGUACACUCUGGAGACCCCAAAAUCUCUGGUGGGAGACAUCCAGGACAGAAGCAUCAUUAAAAUCUACCGGAAAGAGCCGCUCUACGCCUCGUUCCCGGCCUCACACAUCACCAACGGCGACCUGAGGCGAGACAUGGUCUACACAUCCCGGGAAUCCUCUCCCACCCGCCGGCUCAACAACAUCUCCCCGGCUUCCCACCUGGCCUCCGGCUCCCCUCCGCCCGUGCUCCAGUCCUCGUCGCCGUCCCGCUCCCGCAUGUCCUACAGCGGCGGCCGCCCGCCCUCGUACGCCGGCAGCCCCGUCCACCACGGCGAGCGCCUGUCCAGCCUGCCCCCGGCCCAGGGGGUGUCCCCCAGCCCCAGCGCCAUCCUGGAGCGCCGCGACGUCAAGCCGGACGAGGACCUGGCGGGCAAGAACGUGGUGCUGGUGAAGAACGAGGGGCUCUACGCCGAUCCCUACGGGAUGGUGCACGAGGGGCGGCUCAGCAUCACCUCCACGCAGUCGCUGGCGGGCAUGGGGGACCCCUUUGGCUACUCGGGGGGGCUCUACAAGCGGGGCUCAGUGCGGUCACUCAGCACCUACUCGGCGGCCGCGCUGCAGACGGAGCUGGAGGACAGUUUGUACAAGCCCAACGCGCCCAUCUACAGCGACACGUACGGCCCCGGGCUGGGCUUCCGCAUGCCGCCCUCGUCCCCGCAGAAGAUGGUGGAGCCCGGGCAGAGCCCGCACAGCCCCUACUCGGGCCCGCCGAGCCGCUCCUCGCCUGUCCGGCAGUCCUUCCGCAAGGAUUCCUGCUCCUCCGUCUUCAUGGACGGCCCCGUGGGCAAAACGCGCAACCCCAGCUCGUCAGGGCCUCCCGAGAUGUUCCCCGGCCCCGGAGAGCGGCCGCUCUCGGGAUUCGGAUCGCCCGGACCGGCCAAGGACACGGAGACCAGGGAGCGGAUGGAGGCCAUGGAGAAGCAGAUCGCCAGCCUGACGGGGCUGGUGCAGAGCGCGCUGCUCCGCGGCUCCGAGGCCGAGACCCCCAGCGAGAAGAACGAAGCCACCAACGGCGGGACCCCCCCGUCAGCGUCCACCAGCCGCAGCGGCAUGGGCACCCCGGUGCCCGCGCCGCCGCCGCCCUCGGCCACCAGCACCCCGGCGGGGCAGCCCACGGCCAUCACCCGCCUGCACAUGCAGCUGCACCUGCACGACCUGCAGCAGAACGCCGGCGACCUCCGCAACCAGCUGCAGCAGCUCAGGAAGCUGCAGCUGCAGAACCAGGAGACGGUGAAGUCGCUGCUGCGGCGGACGGAGACGGAGAUCAGCGUGCGGGUGACGGACACCAUGCGCAAGCACGAGGACCCUCUGCAGCGCCAGCGCAGCUUGGUGGAGGAGGAGCGGCUGCGCUACCUCAACGAGGAGGAGCUCAUCACCCAGCAGCUCAACGACCUGGAGAAGGCCAUGGAGAAGUUCCAGCGGGAUCUGGCGCACGGCCCCCGGCUGAUCCCGGCGCAGGAGCUGGAGGAAAAGGCCGCGGUGCUCAAGCAGCUGGGGGAGACCCUGACGGACCUCAAGGCCCAGUUCCCCGGCCUGCAGAGCAAGAUGCGCGUGGUGCUGCGGGUGGAGGUGGAGGCCGUCAAGUUCCUCAAGGAGGAACCCAACCGCCUGGACGGGCUCCUCAAGCGCUGCAGAACCGUCACCGACACCCUGGCCCAGAUCCGCAGACAAGUGGACGAGGGCGUGUGGAGCUCUCCCAGCAGCCUGAGCCAGUCGCCCAAGAAGGCGGCCCCGGAGACGGAUUUCGGCAAAGCGCUGGAGCUGGAGAUGCCCACCAGCCCUCCCGUCAGCCUGCACCACCUGACGGGCACCGCCGAGCCCCUGGGUGUGCCCGGCUUCGUCGCCCAGCCCCAGAGCCACGCGGGCAAGAGCAAUAACCCCUCCCGAGCCCCUGAGAUGGUGCCCGCCAAGACGCAGACGGCGCCGGAGACCGCCGGCAAGAAGAGCGUGGACAAAGCCGUGUCCGUGGAGGCGGCGGAGCGGGACUGGGAGGAGAAACGAGCAGCGCUCACCCAGUACAGCGCCAAGGACAUCAACCGGCUCCUGGAGGAGACCCAGGCCGAGCUCAUGAAGGCCAUCCCCGACCUGGAAUUCGCCGCCAAGCACAAACAAACCCCGGGCAGCGGCAGCGCCGCCUCCACGCCCGAGCACAAACCCUCCAAGCCGCAGCACGCCCCCAAAUCGGGGGGCAAAGGGGACCCCAACGGCCGCCGGGGCUCAGACGAGCUGACGGUGCCGCGGUACCGCACCGAGAAACCCUCCAAGUCGCCGCCGCCUCCCCCGCCCCGCCGGAGCUUCCCCUCGUCGCACGGGCUGACCACGACCCGCAGCGGCGAGGUCAUCGUCACCAGCAAGAAGGAGCCCGGCUUUAUGAAGAAGGCGGAGUCGGAGGAGCUGGAGACGCCGCGGCCGCCGGUGAAGCUGCGGCGGGCGGUGUCCGAGGUGGCCCGGCCCGCCUCCACCCCGCCCGCCAUCGCCUCGGCCGCCAAGGACGACGACGACGAGGAGCGGAUCCUCGCCGAGCUGGAGGGGACACCGGCACGCAGGGGACACCGGCCCACGGGUGGCACCGGCACGCAGGGGACACCGACACGCAGGGGACACCGACACGCAGGGGACACCGGCAUGCAGGGGACACCGGCACGCAGGGGACACCGGCCCACGGGUGGCACUGACACGCAGGGGACACCGGCACGCAGGGGACACCGGCACGCAGGUGACACCGACACGCAGGUGGCACUGACACGCAGGGGACACCGGCACGCAGGGGACACCGGCACGCAGGGGACACCGGCACGCAGGGGACACCGGCAUGCAGGGGACACCGGCAUGCAGGGGACACCAGCACGCAGGGGACACCGGCACGCAGGUGGCACUGACACGCAGGGGACACCGGCACGCAGGGGACACCGGCACACAGGGGACACCGGCACGCAGGGGACACCGGCACGCAGGUGGCACUGACACGCAGGGGACACCGGCAUGCAGGGGACACCGGCACGCAGGGGACACCGGCAUGCAGGGG
Molecule: messenger RNA, 3789 nt
Organism: Lonchura striata (white-rumped munia)
Lineage: Eukaryota; Metazoa; Chordata; Aves; Passeriformes; Estrildidae
Source: RefSeq, a predicted model, not a curated record